Molecule: messenger RNA, 3268 nt
Organism: Carcharodon carcharias (great white shark)
Lineage: Eukaryota; Metazoa; Chordata; Chondrichthyes; Lamniformes; Lamnidae
Exons: 4
Coding region: 118-1617 (499 amino acids)
Biological process (GO): Notch signaling pathway; protein ubiquitination
Source: RefSeq, a predicted model, not a curated record
CGGGGACCGGCGGGCCAGCCUCCACUGGGGUUGAAUCCAGUGCAAAACGAAAGCUCUGGCUCUGCAGUGUUACUGGAUUUGAAACGGUAGAAUUACUGUUCAUUUCGGGGGCUUCAGAUGGAGGUAUUUCCUGAAGUCAGAGCAGUCAUUGAUUUAAACAUCUUCAAGGACAAGGCAAAUGAGGCAUUGACCAUCAUUCAAUUAGGCAAAUCAUUUGAAAAAUGUCAGAAUUGUGUAAAUAGUUAUGCAGUUAUUGAUUCAUUUGAAAAGAUUAAUGAAAUUCACACAGAAUUAUUGAAACUUAAAAUGAGGCCGUCUAAAGCAGAACCUGUGAGGUCCUCUGGAGCAAAAUCUGCCAGGCCCUCUGGCGCGGAGUCCGCCAGGCCCUCUGGCGCGGAGUCCGCCAGGCCCUCUGGCGCGGAGUCCGCCAGGCCCUCUGGCGCGGAGUCCGCCAGGCCCUCUGGCGCGGAGUCCUCCAGGCCCUCUGGCGCGGAGUCCGCCAGGCCCUCUGGCACAAUGACUUAUGCAUCUAUGACCUCUCCUGAUGGUGGGAUGACCGUAAAUGAAACAAUUCUGAAUUACAUUGAAGUGAUUUAUGCGAAUGACCUACAAAAAAUGGAGAGAGAUUUUGAUGUUGCCAGAAGGAAGACCACUUCUCAUUCCGAUCAGGUUCACGUCCAGUUUAUACAAAAGAAGAAUGGUUUACCAUCCUUAGCCGCAACAGAUAAAUUUUUGUCUCUGUAUCAAUCAGUUGCUACAAAUUUAAAAGUGGAAUUCGUAAAGCAUCCACGUGGAAGAACAAUAAAAAAAGACUUUGAAGAAUUUUUGCAAAUGAAAUUUCCCAAAGUCUUGCUUAUUGAUAAGGAUACAGAGUUUGUUAUAUUUGGAGAUCCCACUGAGGUGAAGAAGGUCAAGCCUUUAUUGAAUGAUCAACUCAACCUAUUUGAUACCUACGAAAUGCCCGAUAGUAUAAAUACAAGUCGGAGGCCACCUUUAACAUCGGAAUACAAAUCAAAUUCAAAUUCAGCUACAGCAAGAAGUAAACUCGAGUCUAAAGAUGAGGACACAACCUGUCCAAUUUGCUUAGAAGAAAUAGAAAAUCGUGAAACCUUAAAAAAAUGUAAACAUUCAUUCUGUAAGGAAUGCAUAAAUGUGGCUUUUAAAACCAAGUCUGCCUGUCCUAUAUGUGGAGAACUGUAUGGUGAAAUAAGAGGCAAUCAGCCUGAGGGUGGCAGGAUGACUUACAAGACCUUGUCGAUGCAUCUUCCUGGUUAUGAAAAAUUUGAAACAAUUGAGAUACACUAUGCAAUACCAGAUGGCAUCCAGGGGGUAGAGCAUCCUAACCCUGGGCAAAGAUAUUAUGGUACAGCACGUACUGCUUAUCUACCAGACAAUCCUGAAGGGAAAAAGGUGUGCAAACUGCUACGGCGUGCCUUUGAUCAAAGACUGAUCUUCACUGUUGGAACAUCUAGCACUACAGGGAGAAGUAAUGUGGUAACGUGGAAUGAUAUUCAUCACAAAACGAACACGAUGGGAGGACCAUCAAUGUUUGGGUAUCCUGAUCCAACCUAUCUGGCUCGUGUGCAGGAUGAGUUGAAGGCCAAAGGCAUAUACUGAAAUACACUAAUGCAAUAGUCAAGGAAAAUACUGCUGCGUAUUCUAAGAAUUACUGCUUUUUGUGGGUUUAAAACAGUUUGAUUAAGGUUAUACGUAUUCAGUGCAUAACGACCAUUAUUGUUCAGCUUUACCAUGCAGCAUAAAUAGUUUAUGUAUUGUCUUUUUCAAAAUGCAUAAAUGUAUGAAUAAUCAUAUUUCAAAAUACUGUAAUUUGAUUUUUGCCCAAUAGAUGUACAAGAAAUUCACUUAUGUUCCAUGUGUCAAAUUUUUACUGUAAUAUGGUUUCAUAUGUAAAUCUAAUGGUGUGUAUUUUAUAUUGUUGCAGCUAGUAGGUCUGCAGUGGCUAGUGUCUUAUCAUUCCCAAUUGUGAAGGCAUUUCUCUAUUUUGGGUCCAAUUACAAAAUCCUUGGAUUCAACUUCAGUGCAUCUUCCCAAGUUUUUGUAACCAAGGGCAUUCUAGUUUCUACUGAAAAGGGGAAGGGAAGCCAAUUGAAUCAACAGUACAAACAGAGGUGUAAGGGAGAGAAAAACAGAGAAAUAAAACUACACCAAAAUAGCUAUGGAAAUUCUCUUGAGUUUUUAUUUUGCCUUCCCGGUCUCUGCUGCGCUCACUGUUGACUCAUUCAGUCGUUUGGAUCUUCCUUUUACCCCAGAGAACUCAUAAAAUGACAAUCUGUGAAUUAGCACAACACAGAUGCUUCUACGUAGAUCUCCAAACACAGAAAGAGACAGUAAAGAAAUAAAGAAUCACACCAAGAAAGGGUUAGAAAAGAAUCAAGGAAAGGCACUCUAUAGUAAAAGAAAAAUAAUAAUGGCAAAAAAUUAUACACUUUAAGGCAUUUUCCUCUGGUACCUUGCUAUCACUAGUGUAACUUGGAUACGAUUAGCUUAACUUUUCAAUUAACCAUAGGUAUAAUUUUCCUGAGAGUUUGCUUUUCUUUGCAUAUUCAAAACCAUGAGAAGAAAUUGCAUUCUACCAAAUUAUGAUCUGCAAACUGGUGUUCAAAAAGUUAAAUGUUCAGGAGUAGUUGUUACUCAGUGUGACCAGCAAUGAUUUUGUGCAGUACACCAAUAAGAUUUUACAGCAACCAGGAAAUUUAUAAAACAUCUGGAACAACUUCACAUCAAUUAUAAAGCCAUUUUCAUUUUGAGGUUCCAUUUAUCAAUUUCACAUUAAGUAUGUGGUAUAUAUUUCUUCUAUCAUUGAGUUUAGUGAUGCCACAUUUAACUGGAACAAUAGUUAGCUGUUUAAGACAGUACACAAACUUCAAGGUCUGUCUUGCCUUUCUGGUUUAUAAAUGUUCAACUACUAGAUUGGGUUACUGCCUUGAACUUGCUAUUCUAUUAGUCUGUAUAGUCUGGUUUCAAGUAAUGUCCAUAACCUUUUGUUAUGCUGGUAGAAAAAUGGGUAUUGGAUUAUAGAGUAUUGUCUUUGAAAUGCUGUGCGAUAUUAUAGAACAAGCACCUGAAGCAAUAUCAAAAUCCUUGGUCUGCUAUUUUAACUGGCCUGUAUUUGACCAGAGUAGUUACCUUAAUAUCUGAUUGUGGUAUCCUAAUGUACUCAUUUCCAAUUUGGAAGUUGCAACAGCUUGCUUAAUGUUGAAAUUCUGUCCAUGGCUGAACCUUUUAAAAUAAACUUAAAUUAAAAUAA